Molecule: messenger RNA, 1152 nt
Organism: Cladocopium goreaui
Lineage: Eukaryota; Dinophyceae; Suessiales; Symbiodiniaceae
Source: the annotation of a GenBank genome assembly
AUGGCACAGAAUCUGAAUCUCUCAAUGCUUUCCGCGAAAAGUGACUUGGCGGCUUCUUUCCGAGCCACCAUCCAGGAGGACAUUGCACGAGAGCUUGGCCCAGGAUUCACGCCCGAACACGUGGACGUGAGAUUGCUGGCGGAGUCAGCAGCCAUCCCUGUGACCAUUACGGCGCCCAGUGGUGUGUCGUGCCACGACUUGCACCGAUGUCUUUGCAACAAACCAUUGAGAUGGGCUGGCAACAAAUCAUCGAAAUUGUCGACGCUGGAAGGCUUCUCAGCUGUGUGCCUGAGUCCUUCCUGGUGUUUGUGUACGAUUGGGAUGCCUUCCAUUGUCGAUGAGGCGUCCACCACGGUCUCUGGGGGAUCUCCCUUGGCCCUCCAGGUGAGUCUGGCGCAGGACCUCCCGGCCGUGCCCGACGAGCAGGACCUGGUUCUGCCACGCUGCCUGCAGCGCACGGGGCACACGCCACGAGAUGAUCCCGGGAAGCCGCCAAGAGCAUCGCCCAAGAGACGGUCCAUGGCGAAGGCACCUACCAGCUCUGCCAAGGUGAAGCGGAAUCCUCGUGAGGCCAAACCCAAUCGCGAGAAUUCCUCAGCAAGGCAGCUCAACUUUUCAGGACUCUCCGAUACGCCCUACUAUCAGCCAAUGCUGCUGGGAGAAGGCUUUGGAGAGGAAACCGAACACAUCAGUGGGCUGUUCGUGCCCAGCGUGGACGCAACCUUCGAUUCCAGGAUGAGCUCGCCACAGACCGAAGAAAGGAUGAAAUCUCGAAGCCAUGGAGUUAAUGGAGUUGUCACGCAACCCAACAAGCAGCCCAUUGAGAGCCCCAAAAGGCCCGGAGCCCUGAGAUGCCAAGCCUUCUCCAGGAACUCAUCAGAUGAAGAGGUGACUUUCAUCGAGGAUGAUUCUGUUUCCACUCCAGCCAGAGCAGCUGCACCACGCCGGGUUGGAGCGUUGGGUUCGCGCCGAUCAGUUGGAGUGGAGCAGCCCUCAGCAGUGUCGAAGCGUCUCUCGAACACUCGCAGCAGAACUUCGUCCGGUCACAGCGCAGGCAGGGAAACCGACAGUUGCUUGCUGGGUUUGCGGCACCGAGAAGUAGAAAUGAACAGAAAUGAACAAAGAAAAAUGGCAGCACCUGUGGAUGCGUGA